CAGCGGUGGAGGCAAAAUGUCGGCCCACAAGACAUUUAUUAUUAAGCGGAAACUAGCUAAAAAGCUUAAACAAAACCGUCCCAUUCCCCAAUGGGUAAGAAUGCGUACUGGAAACACCAUUCGGUAAGUAAAUAUUUGAUUGUUAUUUCGUUUUCGUU
Messenger RNA from Zerene cesonia (dogface butterfly), 158 nucleotides. RefSeq names its product 60S ribosomal protein L39 (gene RpL39). The record is from RefSeq and is a predicted model, not a curated record. Gene Ontology annotation, molecular function: structural constituent of ribosome. Gene Ontology annotation, biological process: translation. Lineage: Eukaryota; Metazoa; Arthropoda; Insecta; Lepidoptera; Pieridae. Gene Ontology annotation, cellular component: ribosome; cytosolic large ribosomal subunit. The coding region runs from base 17 to 127 and encodes 36 amino acids. The transcript has 2 exons.